Molecule: messenger RNA, 2052 nt
Organism: Populus euphratica (Euphrates poplar)
Lineage: Eukaryota; Viridiplantae; Streptophyta; Magnoliopsida; Malpighiales; Salicaceae
Product: chaperone protein dnaJ 16
Exons: 11
Coding region: 440-1630 (396 amino acids)
Source: RefSeq, a predicted model, not a curated record
GUGCGGCGGGACCCGUAUGAAGUCCUUGCCAUCUCCAGGAACUCCACUGACCAGGAAAUUAAGUCCGCCUACCGUAAAAUGGCUCUCAAAGUGUGUCAGCUGUAAGAGUGGAGUGAAACAGAGCAUGAUUCUGUUUGAGUGAGAAUGGGAAGAAUUACAUAAGAUUUUGAGUUUGUUUCCCAAUUUAAUCUCUGUGAGAUGGUUUAAUAUUUGCAUUACAGCCAUCAGUAAAGGAUCUGGGAUUUGGGUUGAGGUUGAGGUUUUACAAGAUGAAAAUUUAUUGUUUAAGCAAAAUAUAGAGGUAAUUGAAGGACUUUUUGCGACACUAUUGGGUUUAUGGUGAUUCCAAAGAGACCAGCGAGCAAGCGGGUAGUGGAAUUUAUCACUUGUUUGGAAAGCAAGGUUUGAUUUAGCAGACUCGGAAUAGUUAGGUAGCAUCAUGGGUUGGCUUUGGUUAAAAUACCAUCUACUUUUUUUCUCCUUUAUUCCAUUGCUGAUCAAGGUGUGGAAAUUCUCUUUCAUAUACUAUUUCAGGUACCAUCCUGACAAAAAUUCAAAUGACCCUGAAGCAGCUAAUAUGUUUAAAGAGGUUACAUUUUCAUAUAAUAUAUUGUCUGAUCCAGACAAGCGGCGCCAAUAUGAUUCAGCUGGUUUUGAGGCUGUUGAAUUGGAAAGUCAAGAACUUGAACUAGAUCUUUCAAGCUUGGGAGCUGUAAAUACUAUGUUUGCGGCACUCUUUAGUAAACUUGGAGUACCAAUUAAGACCACUGUAUCAGCAGCUGUCUUGGAGGAGGCGCUUAAUGGUGUUGUUGAUAUUCAUCCACUUCCACUUGGGUUGCCUAUUUGUCGGAAGGUUGAAAAGCAAUGUGCCCACUUCUAUUCUGUCACGAUAACAGAAGAGGAGGCAAGGGAUGGAUUUGUCUGUCGGGUCCAAUCAUCUGACAAAAGCAAGUUCAAGUUGUUGUAUUUUGAUCAGGAAGAAAGUGGUGGGUUAAGCCUUGCUCUACAGGAGGACAGUGCUAAAACAGGAAAGGUUGCAUCUGCUGGAAUGUACUUUCUUUGUUUUCCUGUUUAUCGGCUGGAUCACACUGUCAACUCUAUUGCAGCCGCAAAAGAUGCUGAUGCUGCCUUCUUCAAAAAACUGGAUGGGUUUCAGCCAUAUGAAAUAACUGAACUGAAGGCUGGCACCCAUGUUUUUGCUGUCUAUGGUGACAAUUUUUUUAAAAGCGCAAGUUACUCAAUAGAAGCUCUUUGUGCUGCACCUUUUAUGGAAGAGAAGGCAAAUCUUAGAGCUGUUGAAGCUGAUAUACUUGCGAAGAGGGCAGAAAUAUCCAAGUUUGAGACUGAAUAUAGAGAGGUAUUGGCACAAUUUACAGAGAUGACCAGUAGAUAUGCACAAGAGAUGCAAGCAAUUGAUGAGCUCCUUCGACAAAGGAAUGAAAUUCAUGCCUCCUACACCACUGCUCCGCCAAUGAAGCGGAGUUCAGGUAAACAGAGGAAUAAGGGUUCCAUCAAGGAGACCAAAGAAGAUGCACAAGUAAGAGAUAAGAAACCUUCUACAAGGGAUAGACCUAAGAAGAAGAAAUGGUUCAACAUCCACUUAAAAGUUGACAAAAGAAAGCCUUGCUAGUUAUGGUAAGAUCAGCAUUUGCUUUUUCUGGUUGCAUAUUGUGUCCUUGCCUUUCACAUUAGUCUAAUUGUACUGCUACUGCGAAUGCGAAAUCCUAAAUCCUAGCCGGACAUGAGAAGCUGAAUCUGAUGUGCUUGUGUUAAUGAAUUAACCGGCUGCCCUCGUUAAUUUGCUCAUGUUCUGGCACUAGUGCAAGCAAAGUAAGAGGUUAAGCAAUGUCUCGACCAUGUCUCAAAGUGAAAUGCAGAUGGUUGUUUUGCUUUGCUGUAAUGUUCUGGCAGCUUGUCAAAGAAAGAAAACAUCUCAUUGAUAUUGUAAAAUUCCAUUUUUCAGUCAUUUGGUCAUUCUACUGUUCUUUCCCUCAGAUUGUAAGAACGCAUUCCUGUAAAUUGCAUCAUUUAUUCAUAAGAUCAUUUCAUCAA